CAACAAAUCAAAGGAUCACAAAUGAUUAUGAAGAUUCAACACCAGUUUUAACAUCCAACGAUAAUGAUAACAACAAUCAUUUAAUCCCUGCUCCAUCUCUAUUAAACAGUAUUAUUGUUGACCCAAACGAUUUGUCAUCUUCUCUUUUUAAAAAUAUUUUUGAGAAUAUCAAUAAUUUUGAAAAUGAGUUUUUUGAAAAUUUAGGUAAUAAUCUUGCUGAUGGUGACGGCGACGGUAAUGGAUUUACUACUAUUGAGAUUACUGUUGUUGGAUUAGAUGAUGACGAUAAUUCUGGCGGGGGAAUAAUCAACUUGGAAAAGUUUUUCAAAAUUGAUUCAUCUAAAGUUGAUAAUAAACCACAAAAACAUGAUUCGUUAUCAUUACUACCAUUAUUAAAGCCGUUAGCCUUGACAAUAAUGUUAGCAAUCUUGUUAGUUACCGAGAUUUCUCUUGAUGAUUUGCCAGAAUCUGGCGAUAUUUGGGAAAUGUCUCAAGAUCCUGAAUCGGCAAAAUCAGAUACACUCAAAGAACUUGGCGCUGAUAGUGCUUCUACCGUUACACCAGAAAAAUUAGUUGAAGAUUUCCAAAGCGAAAAUAUUGAUAAAGACAGCGGUCAUCAAACCAGUGCCGUAGUUGAAGAAAGUGAUGAUGCUUCUGAUGUUGACAUUUCACAAAUCUUCCAACCCAUUUAUAUCAAUAAAAAAUUAUUCUAUUUCGGACCUCGUGUAUUUUAUCCUCAUAGAUAUUUCAUUCCUAAAUACUAUUACAGACAUCGUUUCUACAAAAUUUGUACUAUUCGAUGCAAAUAUGCUGUAAUUCCUUAUUUCAUGUAA
Entrophospora sp. SA101 is the source of this 833-nucleotide messenger RNA. The record is from the annotation of a GenBank genome assembly. Lineage: Eukaryota; Fungi; Glomeromycota; Glomeromycetes; Entrophosporales; Entrophosporaceae.